AAUUACAGAACCGUCAAUGUCACGUUUGUUGUGUGAAUGUGAGCCUAAGAUCUGACCGCGAGUUUGUGUAUAAAUCUCUUAAAUAUGUAUAAAUUAAAUUGCAUAUUACUUAGUUCUGUGAAUAACGUAUGUCGACAGCUGGCUGCCUCUCUAAAUGCAAAUGGGAGCUCUCUAUGUGGAAGCAGCGGCCUGCAGCGAACAUUAUUUAGCAGUGCUGUCAGACUUGAACAGACCGCAGCAUCCGCCACCGAGUCUGGGAAAACCUCCGACGACUUCAGCCUUUUCCCCCCACUGCCUGGCCAGGAAAGUUCACUGAGAUUUGGUGGAGUGAAGUUUGAGGAGUUACCAAUCCUUCAUAUUAAAGCCACAUACAACAACACACACAUCCAGCUGACAGACAGCGCGGGAAAGUCGAUGGUCAGGACGUCCUGCGGAAUGGAGGGUUUCAAGAACAUCAAGAAGUCGACACCCAUCGCUGCUCAGACUGCAGGCAUCUCUGCUGCUGCGAGAGCCACAACAAAGGGAGUAAGAUUUGUUCGUGUUGUGGUCAAAGGUCUUGGUCCUGGGCGUCUGCCUGCAAUCAAAGGCUUGACGAUGGGAGGCCUGGAGGUGGUAUCGAUCACUGACAACACCCCCGUGCCGCACAAUGGAUGCCGCCCACGCAAAGCCAGGAGGACGUGAUCUCCACGAAGCAGAAUGCACAGCAGCAGGAGGAAGCCUUUGUGUUGUAAUAUGCUAAUAAAAGUGUUUUGUUGUGUAA
This is a messenger RNA of Lates calcarifer (barramundi perch), 760 nucleotides long. It is a transcript of the gene mrps11, whose product is annotated as mitochondrial ribosomal protein S11. Lineage: Eukaryota; Metazoa; Chordata; Actinopteri; Centropomidae. Gene Ontology annotation, cellular component: ribosome; mitochondrial small ribosomal subunit. Gene Ontology annotation, biological process: translation; maturation of SSU-rRNA from tricistronic rRNA transcript (SSU-rRNA, 5.8S rRNA, LSU-rRNA); ribosomal small subunit assembly. Bases 85 to 681 code for a protein of 198 amino acids. The record is from RefSeq and is a predicted model, not a curated record. The transcript has 6 exons. Gene Ontology annotation, molecular function: structural constituent of ribosome; mRNA 5'-UTR binding; small ribosomal subunit rRNA binding.